UCUCUGUUCCACUUCGUCUCUCUCUCACUCUCUUCUUCAUCACACCGAGAAAUUCGAAAAAUCCCAAUGGCCAAGAAACUUUCCAACCCUCUAGAAGAUCCACCAACCGCUUCUUCAAGCGACGAAGACGAAGUUGAGAUUUCAUCUGAACAAGAUGAUGAAGAACAGAUCUCUAAUUCUUCUUCUGAAGAAGACGAACCCAAAGAUCCCGUCACAAUUCCCUCCACUAAAACCCCAAAAUCUCCUUCCGCCGCCGCUCCAACUUCCGAUUCUGACUCAGAUAAGCCAAUCGUCUUCACCAAACAGAUGAGGAAGGAAGGUACCGAUUCACCGGCGGUGAAAUCAGGGAAGAAGCGAGCUAGUGAAGGAACCACCUCAAAGGACAUCAAAAAAGCUAAGAAAGUUUCAGGAGACGACGGUAACAAAAAGCCGCGUUUUCAGAGAUUAUGGACUGAAGAAGAUGAGAUCUCUCUGUUACAAGGCAUGAUUGAUUUCAAAGCUGAGACAAGUACAAGUUCUUAUGAUGAUAUGAAUGGGUUUUUUGAUAUCGCCAAGAAAUCUGUAAGCUUUGAUGUUAGUAAAAACCAAUUCGGUGACAAGAUUAGAGGUUUAAAGAAGAAGUAUUUUGGUCAAAGGAAGAAGAAAAGUGUUGAAUCGGAUCAUGAUAAGAAAUGUUUGGAAUUGGCUAAGUCUAUUUGGGGACUUGAUGGUAUUGGUGUUGUUGAAUCUCCUGUGAAAUCUAAGAAGAAAGAUGAAUCUGUUGUUAAGGCUAAUGGGAAGGAGAAGAAGUUCGAGUCUUUGGUUGAAGAAGAUAAGGAAGUGGUGAAUCUUGGAGGAGAUGUGAAAUCUAAGAAGAAGAAAGAUGAAUUUGUUGUGAAGGCUAAUGGGAAGGAGAAGAAGUUGGAACCUUUGGUUGAAGAAGAUAAGGAAGUGGCGAUUCCUGGAGGAGAUUCGGAGUCGUCGAAUUGGUUUGAGAAAUCUUUUUUGGUUCGGGUUGUUGCGAGUCUCGGUGUGGAUGAGUGUUUUGUGAAGUGGAAAUGGAGUAAGGUGCCUGUGGAGACUAAGAAGAAGAUUGAAGAGAAGAUAAAGAUGGUGGAGGCUAAGGAAUUUGAGUUGUUGUCGCAGAAGAUUGAUAUUUUGAAGGAGGUGAGUUCGGUGAUUACUGAAACCAACUAAGAAUAAGUAAUUGGAUUGUAUCGGUAUAUCGGUUUUUAAUCGCGGGUUUAAUGGAGAUGUAAUGCCUCUUUUGUUAUCUUAGGAUUUAUUGUUCUAUCUACGUAUUCUUGUUUGAGAAUUAGCUAAGAAGAGGAAGACAAGUUGUCUAAAAAGCCUUUUGGUCGAUGGUUGUAAUGAACUUAAGACUUUGUA
This is a messenger RNA of Arabidopsis arenosa, 1368 nucleotides long. The record is from the annotation of a GenBank genome assembly. NCBI's taxonomy places the organism in Eukaryota, Viridiplantae, Streptophyta, Magnoliopsida, Brassicales, Brassicaceae.